GCGGAGACGGCGGCGGCGAGGCUGGGGCCAGGGAGAGAGCCCCGGGGGAGAGGCGCCCGAGCCUGGCCGCGGGAGCAUGUGGGCCCGGAGCGGAGCGCGGGGCGCGCUGCUGCUGGCGCUGCUGCUCUGCUGGGACCCGAGGCUGAGCCAAGCAGGCACGGACUCUGGCAGCGAGGUGCUCCCCGACUCCUUCCCGUCGGCGCCGGCUGAGCCCCUGCCCCACUUCCUGCAGGAGCCCCAGGACGCCUACAUCGUGAAGAACAAGCCGGUGGAGCUGCGCUGCCGUGCCUUCCCCGCCACACAGAUCUACUUCAAGUGCAACGGCGAGUGGGUCAGCCAGAAUGACCACGUCACGCAGGAGGGCCUGGAUGAGGCCACGGGCCUGCGGGUACGGGAGGUCCAGAUCGAGGUGUCCCGGCAGCAGGUGGAGGAGCUGUUCGGGCUGGAGGAUUACUGGUGCCAGUGCGUGGCCUGGAGCUCCGCCGGCACCACCAAGAGUCGCCGGGCCUACGUCCGCAUCGCAUACCUGCGCAAGAACUUCGAUCAGGAGCCUCUGGGCAAGGAAGUGCCCCUGGACCAGGAGGUUCUCCUGCAGUGCCGCCCACCGGAGGGGGUGCCUGUGGCUGAGGUGGAGUGGCUGAAGAAUGAGGACAUCAUCGACCCCACCCAGGACACCAACUUCCUGCUCACCAUUGACCACAACCUCAUCAUCCGCCAGGCCCGCCUGUCGGACACGGCCAACUACACCUGUGUGGCCAAGAACAUUGUAGCCAAGCGCCGCAGCACUUCCGCCACCAUCACCGUCUACGUGAACGGUGGCUGGUCCAGCUGGGCAGAGUGGUCGCCCUGCUCCAACCGCUGCGGCCGUGGCUGGCAGAAGCGCACGCGGACCUGCACCAACCCGGCCCCGCUCAAUGGAGGCGCCUUCUGUGAGGGCCAGGCCUUCCAAAAGACCGCCUGCACCACCGUGUGCCCAGUCGACGGAGCGUGGACGGAGUGGAGCAAGUGGUCGGCCUGCAGCACUGAGUGUGCCCACUGGCGCAGCCGAGAGUGCAUGGCGCCCCCGCCCCAGAACGGAGGCCGAGACUGCAGCGGGACCCUGCUCGACUCCAAGAACUGCACGGACGGGCUGUGCGUGCAGAAUAAGAAAACUCUAAGUGACCCCAAAAGCCACCUGCUGGAGGCCUCGGGGGACGUGGCGCUGUACGCAGGCCUCGUGGUGUCCGCCUUCGUGGUCGUGGGCGUCCUCAUGGUGGUGGGCGUGGUGGUAUACCGCCGGAACUGCCGGGACUUCGACACUGACAUCACCGACUCGUCCGCCGCCCUCACUGGCGGCUUCCACCCUGUCAACUUCAAGACUGCGAGGCCCAAUAAUCCCCAGCUCCUGCACCCGUCGGCGCCCCCGGACCUCACGGCCAGUGCUGGCAUCUACCGCGGGCCCGUGUAUGCCCUGCAGGACUCAGCCGACAAGAUCCCCAUGACCAACUCACCCCUGCUGGACCCCCUGCCCAGUCUCAAGAUCAAGGUCUACAACUCCAGCACCAGCGGCUCGGGGCCAGGCCUGCCCGAUGGGGCCGACCUGCUGGGGGUCCUGCCGUCCGGCACAUACUCCGGCGAUCUCACCCGGGAUGCCCACUUCCUGCACCUGCGCAGUGCUAGCCUCGGCCCCCAGCAGCUCCUGGGCCUGCCCCGUGACCCGGGGAGCAGCGUCAGCGGCACUUUCGGCUGCCUGGGUGGGAGGCUCAGCAUCCCGGGCACAGGGGUCAGCCUGCUGGUGCCCAAUGGAGCCAUCCCCCAGGGCAAGUUCUAUGAGAUGUACCUCCUUAUCAACAAGGCAGAGAACACCCUCCCACUUUCAGAAGGGACCCAGACAGUACUGAGCCCCUCGGUGACCUGUGGGCCCACGGGCCUCCUGCUGUGCCGCCCCGUCAUCCUCACGGUACCCCACUGUGCUGAAGUCAGCAAUGGUGACUGGAUCUUCCAGCUCAAGACCCAGGCCCACCAGGGCCACUGGGAGGAGGUGGUGACUCUGGACGAGGAGACCCUGAACACCCCCUGCUACUGUCAGCUGGAGGCCAGGUCCUGCCACAUCCUGUUGGACCAGCUGGGCACCUACGUGUUCACGGGUGAGUCCUACUCCCGCUCGGCUGUCAAGCGGCUCCAGCUGGCCAUCUUCGUCCCCGCCCUCUGCACCUCCCUGGAGUACAGCCUCAGGGUCUACUGCCUGGAGGACACGCCCGCGGCCCUGAAGGACGUGCUGGAGCUGGAGCGGACGCUGGGUGGCUAUCUAGUGGAGGAGCCCAAACCCCUGCUGUUUAAAGACAGUUACCACAACCUGCGCCUCUCUCUGCACGACAUCCCCCAUGCCCACUGGAGAAGCAAGCUGCUGGCCAAGUACCAGGAGAUCCCCUUCUGUCACAUCUGGAGUGGCAGCCAGAAGGCCCUGCACUGCACCUUCACCCUGGAGAGGCACAGCCUGGCCUCCACAGAGCUCACCUGCAAGAUCUGUGUGCGGCAGGUAGAAGGGGAAGGCCAGAUCUUCCAGCUGCACGCCACGCUGGCAGAGACGCCUGCCAGCUCCCUGGACGCCUUCUGCUCUGCCCCUGGCAACACAGUCACCACCCAGCUGGGGCCCUAUGCCUUCAAGAUUCCACUGUCCAUCCGCCAAAAGAUAUGCAACAGCCUGGACGCCCCCAACUCGCGGGGCAAUGACUGGCGGCUCUUGGCACAGAAGCUCUCCAUGGACCGGUACCUGAACUACUUUGCCACCAAAGCGAGCCCCACGGGUGUGAUCCUGGACCUCUGGGAAGCUCUGCAGCAGGACGACGGGGACCUCAACAGCCUGGCGAGUGCCUUGGAGGAGAUGGGCAAGAGUGAGAUGCUGGUGGCCAUGGCCACUGACGGGGACUGCUGAGCAGCCCCGAAACCGUGGGCUGGGAGGGUGGGCAGGAGGCGGGCACAGGGAGGCCCGGGCAGCCUCAUGAGAGGCGGUGCAGCCUCUGCUGUCCCCCAGCUCACAGCCGGAGUCGCCCUCUCCUCCUCCCCUCGCCCCACUCCAGACCACGACCAGCCUUAGCAAAUCCAUGUACUCCGUUGUCCAGAGGACCCAGUGCUCCUUCUCUGCCCCUUGCUGUCCCUCCUGCCAUCAGAUCUCUGUGGGGAACCACCAUGAGGUCUCUGGAGGCAGCCCGGGGGACCAGGAGGUGGCCCUCCCCACUCCUUCCACACCACCUACCGUGGCCCCGGGAGCUCUGGGUUACGUUUGUCUAAGUUUCGUCCUUCAGUUUCUCCCUCGGUCCUGGUUUCUCCCUCCCCCCCAGCCCCCUUCUCCUUUCACACCAUUUUCCUCUUUGAAGAGUCAAGUACAAUUCACACGAACUGCUUUCUCCUGUCCAAAGCAAAAAGGAAAAGGAAAGGAAGAAAGAAACUUCAGACCGCUAGUCAGGCUCCGAGAAGAAAAAGAGCAACACCAAAACCACAAGGGAAAAGAAAAACCCAGUUUCUUAGGAAACGCACAUGAUUUAUUAUCCAGAUAUUUGGAUAAGUCCUUUUUAAGAAAAAAAAAAAAAAAGAAAAUGAAAAACAACA
This is a messenger RNA of Leptonychotes weddellii (Weddell seal), 3588 nucleotides long. It is a transcript of the gene UNC5B, whose product is annotated as unc-5 netrin receptor B. Gene Ontology annotation, molecular function: netrin receptor activity; protein binding. The record is from RefSeq and is a predicted model, not a curated record. NCBI's taxonomy places the organism in Eukaryota, Metazoa, Chordata, Mammalia, Carnivora, Phocidae. Gene Ontology annotation, cellular component: membrane. Gene Ontology annotation, biological process: netrin-activated signaling pathway; anterior/posterior axon guidance.